AUGAAAAGUGUACUGUAAAAAAUUAAAAAUAUAACAAAUGCUAGUGAAGUUGACCAAGCUGAUUUGAAAGAAAUCCUCUUCGCAAUUCUGGAGAAUUAUCCUGAAGGACAAAGAAAUCCAAAGCAUUUAAGCUUGAUAUCAUAAGCUCUUUUGACUAUAGAUUUCUUUAAGAAACUUUAAGAUGCAAGAGGAGAAGAUAGCAUUAAAUUAUGCGCUAUGCUUUUGAAGUAUGAAAAACAUUAAUUCGAUACAGACGUUAUUGUUCAUGGAGAAAGAGGAGAUAAAUUUUACAUCAUUUUGCAAGGAAUAUGCGAAAUUUAUGUGCCUAAUUCUUAAGGCUAAUUUGUAAAAGUAGGUGAGCUAAAAGCAGGAUAAAGUUUUGGUGAACUCGCACUUAUAAAUGAUUCACCAAGACGUGCCACGAUUAAAGCAUAAACAGAUUGUGACCUAGCGAUACUUUCUAAAAAAGAUUACAUCAAAAUUAUUGCGGAUAUGGAAGAAAGAGAAAUAAAGAAGAAAAUUUAGUUUUUGGAAGGCCUUCCUCUUUUCAAUCAAAUCCACAGAAGAUCCCUUCAUGAAUAUAUCUAUUAUUUCAAAAUAGUAAAUUACAAAUGGAAAGAUAUUGUCUAUCAGCAAGGAGAAGAUCCUCAGUAUGUUUAUAUAAUUAAAUCAGGAGAAUUCAUUCUCUAAAAAUUCAGUAGAUAAGAGAAAAACCAAAACUCAGGUAUAUUCCCCAUUACUGCUUAAGUUGCUAUUAUUGGUCCUGGAGAGAUAUUUGGAGAAGUUGAUUGUCUUUUGAACCACAAACGUCAUUUUUCAGUUUCUUGUCAUACUUAGUCUGCUGAAGUGUUCCUGAUAUCAAAGAAACAUUUUAGUGAGAGAAUUAUGGAUAACUACAAUAUUCGAGAAAAGAACUUUGUUGAGAAUUAUUUGGAUAAAAAAAUAUAGUGGAGAAACGAAAGAAUGAAUAGUAUAAAAACUGUUAGGAGAAUAGCUGAAUAAGAUAUUAAAUUUGCUUAUAAUAAAGUCUCUCCUCAGUCAAGGAAAUCUAAAAAAGAUAGCAUUUAGUAUGAUAAAAAUUCAAAUGAUCAAGAUUACAACUACAAUUCACCAGUUAAAACAAACAGAUAAAGUAUAAAUGCAAAUUUUAUGUUAACAGAAAUUGGUGACACCACUCAUAUGACUUAAAAUAAUUCUCUUAUUAUUGGUUCUCAAAAUAGUCCUGCUUCUUUUAGUCAUCUUGGCAAGUAAAAUAAAAAAUAAUUAAAUUUAAGGAGCUUAACAACUGCAACUCCUUCGCUAUCCAAAAGAGCUUCGACUGCUUUUAUUACUUAGAAGCCCUAAAAACUAGAAAAUAGAGAAUUUUUUAGCUCUUAAGUGGAGUGUAAAAGCACGAUUGAAGAUGGAUCACCUAUUAUUGCAGAUAAAAUAUAAAAUUAAGAUGCGGAUAGUUAAUAUGAGAUGGAUAAUAAUUAUAAUUUAGGAAACUCCAGUAACUAAUUGGAAGCUCUCAUUUUUUCUUCUCCUUUAAAAAAUAAAUUUAAUUAGAAUACUCAUUUUAAGCUCAAUGACCUCAGCUAAAAAAAAACUACACCUAAUAAUAAUAAUAAUUGUACACCAAAUAAAAACAUAAAUCUUAGCAGCUAAAAAAGUGAGCCUUCAAACUCUAACAACAUGAAAGAAUUAAUUCCUAAUAAUUUUGAAAUUGAAGAAAAUGAAGGUAUGAGAAAAUUCUUGAAAACAAACAGUGCAGUUUACAAAAUGAGAAAGCUUAACUAAGCAAAAUUAGAAAUUUGCAGACAACAAAAUAUUGAUGUGUAGGGAAAGUCAUUCAAAAACAUAGGCAUUAUUGAAGACGUUGAAUUACCAAAGUAUAUGUUGAAUAAACUAAAAAAUUAAAAUUCAAUCAUGAGCGUUAUUUAACAAAAAUCCUAAUCUCCAAGAAUUAUAGCGAAUAUUUCAGGUGUACAAACCCACAAAUCAGCAAAUUCAACCAUCUGUUCACCUUAAAAGAAAAGAUCUAUAAGUCUGGCAAACCAUAAUAAUAAUAAUAACUUUUCCAUAAUGCCCCCAAUAAAGAGCGAUGCUAUUUUUGAUGGAGACUUUAAAAAAAUAAACAAUAUUUUACAUGCUCCUCUGUAAAGAGUAGAAAAUGAUAAAUUAAAAUAAGUGAUAAACUAAAUGAAAUUUUUAGAUUCGUAAUAAUACAAAAUUCAAACUUAAUAAAUAACUCAAAACUCAUAAGGUAUUUAUCUAAAAAAAUCAAAUAUAAUUCCUAAAUCUCAAAACGAUCAAACAAGUAUUUAGUAAACCUUUUACAAAAGAUCAAUAUCACCAGUAAGUGUUCAAAAUAAAAACUAAUCAGUCUUGAUGCAUAAAUUCAUGCUCACUCCUUUGAGGUAACAUGACUAAAAUAGCUCUAAACUAAAUCCUGAAUUUACAACCAACUGGGAGCAUCUCCCAGAACCUAAUCAACCUCCUUUAAUAGCUAAUCCUCAUUUAAAUAUACAAAAUCUGUAAAUAAAAAACAUCAAGCUUUGA
This is a messenger RNA of Tetrahymena thermophila SB210, 2541 nucleotides long. Its product is annotated as cyclic nucleotide-binding domain protein. Lineage: Eukaryota; Ciliophora; Oligohymenophorea; Hymenostomatida; Tetrahymenidae. The record is from RefSeq and is a predicted model, not a curated record. The transcript is spliced from 6 exons.